GCCGCCGCCGCCCAGCUGUUUGUGAAGGGAUGAGUGCGGUGGAAAACCCGGCACUCAGACCUGGUCUCCAGGGCGGAAACGUCAUAUUGAGCUCUAUAAAUAAGGCGGAGGCGGAGCUGGACAGGAAAACAAAUGUACAAUUUACUUCCUGCCGCUGCUUUAUGGCGCUAUGUUUAGAAAGGCAUUUCCUAUUGUUUUCCAAGAUGAGUGCGGCGAGCUGGUCCCCCUGGCACGGCGGCCUGCCCCGGGGCCGCCGUCCGUCCGGGGGUCGCGCCGUUCCCACGUCGCCCCGUCCGGCGGCCAUGACGCGCCGAGCCCAGGCGGCCUGAACCCUCCGGUCCAGCGGACGGCUGCGGGGUCGCAGUCCAGCGCCCGCGCCCCGCCUCCGGCUGCGGGGUUGCAGUCCAGCGCCCCGCCUCCGGCUGCGGGGUCGCAGUCCAGCGCCCCGCCUCCGGCAGUGGGGUCGCAGUCCAGCGCCCGCGCCCCGCCUCCGGCUGCGGGGUCGCAGUCCAGCGCCCCGCCUCCGGCAGCGGGGUCGCAGUCCAGCGCCCGCGCCCCGCCUCCGGCAGCGGGGUCGCAGUCCAGCGCCCCGCCUCCGGCAGCGGGGUCGCAGUCCAGCGCCCCGCCUCCGGCAGCGGGGUCGCAGUCCAGCGCCCCGCCUCCGGCAGCGGGGUCGCAGUCCAGCGCCCGCGCCCCGCCUCCGGCAGCGGGGUCGCAGUCCAGCGCCCGCGCCCCGCCUCAGGCAGCGGGGUCGCAGUCCAGCGGGCAGAAGAAUAAAGACAGACAAACAGUGUGUCGUCCUCACGGCGUAUUGACGACUCUACACAGCAAACACAUAACACUCGGAGUGUUCUGAACUCUGCUAAUCCCAACAACAUGACCUUUAACCUCUGACCUGCUGAGGAUCUGACUUGGGAUCAGCUCCAUCAGUCCAGACUGUGGUCCUCUGGUAGAUCUAGUCCAGCAGCAGCACCAGGAGCCGGACCGGCAGGGUUCUGUCCUCAGCCUGUGUGUCUGUACUGCUGCAGGGAGGAGCAGGGUUCUUCCAGAGGUCAGAGGUCAUUCAUUCCUCAGUGACGGAAGGAAACGUUCAGUCUGCAGUAAAUCGUCCAGGCUGGAGGUGGUAUUCUUCUGAGUUCAGCCUGGUGAGGCAGGCUAGCAGGUUCCUGACAGGCUAGCAGGCUAAUAGCCUUUAGCGUCACUGUGAGUUCAGGUGUGUUUCUUCCUGUAGAUGUGUCUGCGGGUGUGAUGAUGAGUCCCCCGAUGUCCACGGUAACGCCGCUUGUUUCAUUCAUAUAACAGCAGAGCGGGAGGCUGUAUGCGGUCUGUCCUCUAUGUCCACAGUGUCUGCUGUUCGCAGGUCCGUGUGGUGUCCGGUUUGUGCGUUAAGUGUCACAGUGUCUGUAUACGGCCCGUAUGUCUGCUCGAACUCUGGUUUAUUCCGUCUGAUUGUCAAAAGUAAUCCCGCUCAGCAAUCCGUGAUUUUAUCAGAUAUACCUGGAACCAGAUUACAUGUUUUUAAUGUACUGUAACAGAUUACAGUUACGGGGCUGCGGUGAAAGCAGCUGUUGUUCGAGCUGAGGCCGAGUUCCAGCUCAGGACUUCCUGUUUCCUCGCCUGCAGGAAUUCAUAGUGUUCAGAUAAACGUCUCCGUUUCAUUCAGGACAUCGUUGACUUUUGACCUUUGGGCCCGUCCUGAGCUGCUAGCGCUGGUUUUCCUGGAUGACUGACCGUCCAGUGUGAGUGAAUAAACCCGAGCCAGUAGAGUCGCGCCGAUCCGGCGUCGGUGACUAAACGGCUGUCCGGAGGAAACGGUGGAAACGCGUGACGCUGAUUUCUGGUUCUCUGCCGGGAACGGGAUGACUCGGACGGAGACGGAGACGCUGACGCUCUGCGGCUCCUGACCGGGGCGACAUGCUUUCAUCUGGUUUGUUUUUCCU
Salarias fasciatus (jewelled blenny) is the source of this 1940-nucleotide messenger RNA. RefSeq names its product basic salivary proline-rich protein 2-like. NCBI's taxonomy places the organism in Eukaryota, Metazoa, Chordata, Actinopteri, Blenniiformes, Blenniidae. The transcript has a single exon. The coding region runs from base 170 to 856 and encodes 228 amino acids. The record is from RefSeq and is a predicted model, not a curated record.